Acanthosepion pharaonis is the source of this 828-nucleotide messenger RNA. The record is from the annotation of a GenBank genome assembly. Lineage: Eukaryota; Metazoa; Mollusca; Cephalopoda; Sepiida; Sepiidae.
AUGGUUGAUAUUGAUGUCAGCACCAAGGUUGCUAAUGGUGCUGUCAGCAUUGGUGUUGGUUGCCGUGACUCAAAAUUCAGAACCGAUUCCUCUUCCUUCCCCUCCCUCGCUCAACAAAUCACUCUAUUCGAAUAUAUCUACCUGACUCGGUCUAUUCCUAUCUAUCUAUCUAUCUAUCUAUCUAGCCAAUUCGGUCUAUUUUUUCUUUCUAUCCAUCUAUCUAUCUACCCAACUCAGUCUAUUUAUUUAUUUAUUUAUUUCUAUCUAGCUAUCUACCCAACUCUGUCUAUUUCUUUCUUUCUUUCUAUCUAUCUAUCUAUCUACACAACUCUGUCUAUUUCUUUUUCUGUCUUUUUAUCUAUCUAUCUAUCUAUCUGUCUAUCUAUCUAUCUAUCUACUCAGCUCGGUCUAUUUCUGUCUAUCUAUCUAUCUAGCUAUAUAUCUAAGUCUAUUCCUAUCUAUCUAUCUAUCUAUCUAUCUAUCUAUCUACCUUAUCUCCAUCUAUCACUGUCUAUCUAUCUAUCUCAGUUUAUUCCUAUCUAUCUAUCUAUCUAUCUUUUCCCUAUGGAAUGCGGCCCUCAUACCAAAGGGGAGAUAAUUACACUUCUAUCAUUUGAGGCGGGAUUUUCAUUUUGGGAGCUGGGCACUGGGCCCAGGGCUUUCACUGGCCAGCCUCGGAUGCCUGUGUCUGAACGAAACCGGACUCUCUUCUUUAAUUAUACGACAAACGAAAGAAAUAAGAGCAGGCGGGGUCUUUUCAAUCCCUCCUUGUCUCUCCACUUAAAUCCGAAGUUGGAAAGACAAGGUAAAUCAUGGCAGGUCAGAUAG